Molecule: messenger RNA, 280 nt
Organism: Adineta steineri
Lineage: Eukaryota; Metazoa; Rotifera; Eurotatoria; Adinetida; Adinetidae
Source: the annotation of a GenBank genome assembly
AUGACACAAACUAAUGCUGGUGGAUCAGCUAAAGAUGCAGCCGAUCAAAAUUUUGAUUAUAUGUUUAAAUUACUUAUUAUUGGAAAUUCAUCUGUAGGAAAAACAUCAUUUCUGUUUCGAUAUGCAGAUGAUUCAUUCACAUCAGCAUUUGUUAGUACUGUUGGAAUUGAUUUUAAGGUUAAAACUGUAUUUCGUCAUGAUAAACGUGUUAAAUUACAAAUAUGGGAUACAGCUGGUCAAGAACGUUAUCGAACAAUAACAAGUAAAAUAUUUAAUUUUU